Molecule: messenger RNA, 2012 nt
Organism: Haemorhous mexicanus (house finch)
Lineage: Eukaryota; Metazoa; Chordata; Aves; Passeriformes; Fringillidae
Gene: METTL25
Product: methyltransferase like 25
Exons: 12
Coding region: 11-1840 (609 amino acids)
Source: RefSeq, a predicted model, not a curated record
GCGUGGGGCCAUGUCGCGGCCGUCGCGCGCGCUCCCGGCCCAGCCGCCCCCGGCGGCAGCGGUGCGGGCGCUGCGGCGCGCGGCGCGGUUCGUGCGGCGCGCGCUGCCGCUGUGCCGCGCGCACACCGUGGAGUUCUUCACGCGCGGGCUCUGGCAGCGGCUCGUGGCGCCGCGCCCCGACGCCGUGCUCGAGGCGCUGCGCGCGGCCGGGCCGCUGGCGCGACCCCUGGCGGCGGGCUCGGGCGGCGCGGCGGCUCCGUGCGAUGAUGACAUCUUUUCCAGUGCAUUUUGUGAGAACUCUGAGAAGCUUGUCGAUGUACAUUUGUUUGCCCUGGCUGCUAAGUAUUAUUCUUUGUCCAACCUUGGAGUGUGCACCCCAUUAGAAGAUGUGCUUGAAGCACUGAAAGGAGACAGUGAAGGAGCAACAGGUAUCAAACCAGAUGAGUUUAUGAAUAAUAAGAAAUCACAUGAAGUGCAGGUGAUGUCAGAGCUGGUAGACAGCAUAGCAAAUUAUUGUGGAAUAAAGCAGGUGAUUGAUAUAGGUUCUGGGAAAGGCUACCUGAGUUCGUUCUUGUCCAUGCAAUAUAACUUAAAGGUUUAUGGCAUUGACUCCUCAAGCUCCAACACAAAUGGUGCUCAUGAAAGAAACAGAAAAUUGAAGAAGCACUGGAGAGCAUAUCAGAGUCGAGGAAAAGAAAGCCUCAAAAGACAGAGUUUGGAAAUGGCAAAUGACAGGCCAGUGGAAAAUGAAAUUAAUUGCAAAACAAUCAGUGAAGAGCUCUUGAAUAAUGCCAAUAGUCUUCAAAAUCAGGACCAAGUGAUUAUCCAAGAUUUAGUUCCUUCUUGUGGUUUCACAGAAUUGGCUACACUCGAAACCAGCAGAGAAACUGAUUUAGUGACUGGGACACAAUCUCAUGAGACCAAACUUUCUGAAGAGGUUCUUGAUAUUCUAAAUGUUCUUCCUGUUGAUGCUGUAGAAGAUUUUUCUUCAUCUCAUUGUAACUGUGGGGAACUCUGUGAAGAGGAAAAAGUACAAAGAAAAAUGACAUCUCUCAAGACUAGAGCGAGAAAGUCAAGUGAAUCGAACCUGUAUUUUCCAUUGACGUCUUGCAUCACUGCAGAAACAGAACUCAAUGACAUCAUAACAGAUAUGGAGGACUGUAUGAUGGUGGGUCUUCAUACGUGUGGAGAUCUUGCUGCAAAUACGCUACGAAUUUUUACUGCCAAGCCUGAAAUCAAAGCCGUUUGCAGUGUGGGCUGCUGCUACCAUCUGUUGUCAGAACAGUUUGAAAACCCAGAAGAAUGCCAGGACCAAGUCUGGGGAUUUCCCAUGUGUCAGUACUUGAAGGACAAAGGCUGGUGCUGUGGUCGCAAUGCUAGGAUGUCAGCAUGCUUGGCUUUGGAGAGAGUUGCAGUUGGCCAAAUGCUGCCUACAGAAUCAUUGUUUUAUCGAGCUGUUCUUCAGGUUAUUAUAGAAGAAAUUUAUGGUGUCACCAAAAGUGAUCGACAUGUUGGAAAAACCUUCUCCAAAUCAUCCUCCUUCAUAGAUUAUGUCAGACGGUCUCUGAAAAAGCUGGAACUGGAUGAUUCAAAGCUCCCAGACAGCUGUAUAAUGGAUUACUAUGAAAAGUACAAGCACAGAAUGAAUGAGCUUGAAGCAUUUAAUAUGUUGAAGGUUGUUCUGGCUCCUUGCAUAGAAGUUUUGAUACUUCUGGAUCGUCUUUGCUACCUGAAGGAGCAGGAAAACAUUGCCUGGUCUGGACUUGUGAAGUUAUUUGAUCCUGUGAAGUCCCCGAGAUGCUAUGCAGUUAUUGCUCUGAAGAACCAGUCAUGUUCUUAAGUGGAAGCAAAUUGCAAAGAGGUUGAAAAUUCUGAACUGAUAGUGCUGUUUCCUCCCUUUUAUUCUGUUAUUUUAAUUGAUUCCUCAAGUACAAUGUUUGCUUUUCAGAUGCAAAAGAAAAAAGUGCAGUGCUUCUUUGAAUCUUCAGAAAUAAAUAUCUUCUUUAUAAAUA